Messenger RNA from Acanthosepion pharaonis, 4977 nucleotides. The record is from the annotation of a GenBank genome assembly. Lineage: Eukaryota; Metazoa; Mollusca; Cephalopoda; Sepiida; Sepiidae.
AUGACUGCAACUCUCUCUAAAUUUAACAUUGGCUUCCUCUCAUUUUCUUCUUCUUUCUUAUCUACACAAAUGAAGUUUUACUUCUGUACCUUUUUUGCAUUUUAUUCUUUCAUUUAUUUUUUCAUUCUUUGCUUAUUUUCAUUUAAUUUCUUCCUUCCUUUUAUUUACUUCAUUUAUUUUCUCUUUGCUGGUCCUUUUCAUGUUUCCAUUUCUUUUUAUUCCUCCUGUAUCUGUCAUUCAAGUUCAUUUUCCUUCUCUAAUUUUAUCUGUUUGAUUUCAUCAUCUGCAUCAUUUUCUUCUUUGCCAUAUCCUCCAUUCUUUGCCUCUCUUUUUCUUUCCAACCACAUGCAUCAUUGCUUCUUUCAAAUUCUUUCCAAUCUAUUUCUUCUUCCUCCCUAUUCCUUCUCUCAUAUUUUUCUUCUAUCAUGCAUUAUUCCAUCAAAUUGUUUCCACUCUCUCUCUUCUCCCUCUCUAUCCUUUCUCUUAUAUUUUUCUCCCAGCAUGCAUCAUUGCUUCUUUCAAAUUCUUUCCAAUCUAUUUCUUCUUCCUCCCUAUUCCUUCUCUCAUAUUUUUCUUCUAGCAUGCAUUAUUCCAUCAAAUUGUUUCCACUCUCUCUCUUCUCCCUCUCUAUCCUUUCUCUCAUAUUUUUCUCCCAGCAUGCAUCAUUGCUUCUUUCAAAUUCUUUCCAAUCUAUUUCUUCUUCCUUCCUAUUCCUUCUCUCAUAUUUUUCUUCUAUCAUGCAUUAUUCCAUCAAAUUGUUUCCUCUCUCUCUUCUCCCUCUCUAUCCUUUCUCUCAUAUUUUCUCCCAGCAUGCAUCAUUGCUUCUUUCAAAUUCUUUCCAAUCUAUUUCUUCUUCCUUCCUAUUCCUUCUCUCAUAUUUUUCUUCUAUCAUGCAUUAUUCCAUCAAAUUGUUUCCACUCUCUCUCUUCUCCCUCUCUAUCCUUUCUCUCAUAUUUUUCUCCCAGCAUGCAUCAUUGCUUCUUUCAAAUUCUUUCCAAUCUAUUUCUUCUUCUUCCCUAUUCUUUCUCUCAUAUUUUCUUCUAUCAUGCAUUAUUCCAUCAAAUUGUUUCUCUCUCUCUUCUCUCUCUCUAUCCUUUCUCUCAUAUUUUUCUCCCAGCAUGCAUCAUUGCUUCUUUCAAAUUCUUUCAAUCUAUUUCUUCUUCCUCCCUAUUCCUUCUCUCAUAUUUUUUUUCUUCUAUCAUGCAUUAUUCCAUCAAAUUGUUUCCAAUCUCUCUCUUCUCCCUCUCUAUCCUUUCUCUCAUAUUUUUCUCCCAGCAUGCAUCAUUGCUUCUUUCAAAUUCUUUCCAAUCUAUUUCUUCUUCCUCCCUAUUCCUUCUCUCAUAUUUUUCUUCUAUCAUGCAUUAUUCCAUCAAAUUGUUUCCACUCUCUCUCUCUAUCCUUUUCUCAUAUUUUUCUCAUGCAUCAUUGCUUCUUUCAAAUUUUCCAAUCUAUUUCUUCUUCCUCCCUAUUUUCUCUCAUAUUUUUCUUCUAUCAUGCAUUAUUCCAUCAAAUUGUUUCCACUCUCUCUCUUCUCCCUCUCUAUCCUUUCUCUCAUAUUUUUCUCCCAGCAUGCAUCAUUGCUUCUUUCAAAUUCUUUCCAAUCUAUUUCUUCUUCCUCCCUAUUCCUUCUCUCAUAUUUUUCUUCUAUCAUGCAUUAUUCCAUCAAAUUGUUUCCACUCUCUCUCUUCUCUCUCUCUAUCCUUUCUCUCAUAUUUUUCUCCCAGCAUGCAUCAUGGCUUCUUUCAAAUUCUUUCCAAUCUAUUUCUUCUUCCUCCCUAUUCUUUCUGUCAAAUUUUUCUUCUGUCAUGCAUUAUUCCAUCAAAUUGUUUCCACUCUCUCUCUUCUCUCUCUCUAUCCUUUCUCUCAUAUGUUUCUCCCAGCAUGCAUCAUGGCUUCUUUCAAAUUCUUUCCAAUCUAUUUCUUCAUCCUCCCUAUUCUUUCUGUCAUAUUUUUCUUCUAUCAUGCAUUAUUCCAUCAAAUUGUUUCCACUCUCUCUCUUCUCCCUCUCUAUCCUUUCUCUCAUAUUUUUCUCCCAGCAUGCAUCAUUGCUUCUUUCAAAUUCUUUCCAAUCUAUUUCUUCUUCCUCCCUAUUCUUUCUCUCAUAUUUUUCUUCUAUCAUGCAUUAUUCCAUCAAAUUGUUUCCCACUCUCUCUCUUCUCCUCUCUAUCCUUUCUCUCAUAUUUUUCUCCCAGCAUGCAUCAUUGCUUCUUUCAAAUUCUUUCCAAUCUAUUUCUUCUUCCUCCCUAUUCCUUCUCUCAUAUUUUCUUCUAUCAUGCAUUAUUCCAUCAAAUUGUUUCCUCUCUCUUCUCCCUCUAUCCUUUCUCUCAUAUUUUUCUCCCAGCAUGCAUCAUUGCUUCUUUCAAAUUCUUUCCAAUCUAUUUCUUCUUCCUCCUAUUCUUUCUCUCAUAUUUUUCUUCUAUCAUCAUUAUUCCAUCAAAUUGUUUCUCUCUCUCUUCUCUCUCUAUCCUUUCUCUCAUUUUUUCUCCCAGCAUGCAUCAUUGCUUCUUUCAAAUUCUUUCAAUCUAUUUCUUCUUCCUCCCUAUUCCUUCUCUCAUAUUUUUCUUCUAUCAUGCAUUAUUCCAUAAAAUUGUUUCCACUCUCUCUCUUCUCCUUCUCUAUCCUUUCUCUCAUAUUUUUCUCCCAGCAUGCAUCAUUGCUUCUUUCAAAUUCUUUCCAAUCUAUUUCUUCUUCCUCCCUAUUCCUUCUCUCAUAUUUUUCUUCUAUCAUGCAUUAUUCCAUAAAAUUGUUUCCACUCUCUCUCUUCUCCCUCUCUAUCCUUUCUCUCAUAUUUUUCUCCCAGCAUGCAUCAUUGCUUCUUUCAAAUUCUUUCCAAUCUAUUUCUUCUUCCUCCCUAUUCCUUCUCUCAUAUUUUUCUUCUAUCAUGCAUUAUCCCAUCAAAUUGUUUCCAAUCUCUCUCUUCUCCCUCUCUAUCCUUUCUCUCAUAUUUUUCUCCCAGCAUGCAUCAUUGCUUCUUUCAAAUUGUUUCCAAUCUAUUUCUUCUUUCUCCCUAUUCCUUCUCUCAUAUUUUUCUUCUAUCAUGCAUUAUUCCAUCAAAUUGUUUCCACUCUCUCUCUUCUCUCUCUCUAUCCUUUCUCUCAUAUUUUUCUCCCAGCAUGCAUCAUUGCUUCUUUCAAAUUCUUUCCAAUCUAUUUCUUCUUCCUCCUAUUCCUUCUCUCAUAUUUUUCUUCUAUCAUGCAUUAUUCCAUCAAAUUGUUUCCAAUCUCUCUCUUCUUCCCUCUCUAUCCUUUCUCUCAUAUUUUCUCCCAGCAUGCAUCAUUGCUUCUUUCAAAUUCUUUCAAUCUAUUUCUUCUUCCUCCCUAUUCCUUCUCUCAUAUUUUUCUUCUAUCAUGCAUUAUUCCAUCAAAUUGUUUCUCUCUCUCUUCUCUCUCUCUAUCCUUUCUCUCAUAUAUUUUUUCUCCCAGCAUGCAUCAUGGCUUCUUUCAAAUUCUUUCCAAUCUAUUUCUUCUUCCUCCCUAUUCUUUCUCUCAUAUUUUCUUCUGUCAUGCAUUAUUCCAUCAAAUUGUUUCCCUCUCUCUCUUCUCUCUCUCUAUCCUUUCUCUCAUAUUUUCUCCCAGCAUGCAUCAUUGCUUCUUUCAAAUUCUUUCCAAUCUAUUUCUUCUUCCUCCCUAUUCUUUCUCUCAUAUUUUUCUUCUAUCAUGCAUUAUUCCAUCAAAUUGUUUCCACUCUCUCUCUUCUCCCUCUCUAUCCUUUCUCUCAUAUUUUUCUCCCAGCAUGCAUCAUUGCUUCUUUCAAAUUCUUUCCAAUCUAUUUCUUCUUCCUCCCUAUUCCUUCUCUCAUAUUUUUCUUCUAUCAUGCAUUAUUCCAUCAAAUUGUUUCCAAUCUCUCUCUUCUCCCUCUCUAUCCUUUCUCUCAUAUUUUUCUCCCAGCAUGCAUCAUGGCUUCUUUCAAAUUCUUUCCAAUCUAUUUCUUCUUCCUCCCUAUUCUUUCUCUCAUAUUUUUCUUCUGUCAUGCAUUAUUCCAUCAAUUUUGUUUCCACUCUCUCUCUUCUCUCUCUCUAUCCUUUCUCUCAUAUGUUUCUCCCAGCAUGCAUCAUUGCUUCUUUCAAAUUCUUUCCAAUCUAUUUCUUCUUCCUCCCUAUUCUUUCUGUCAUAUUUUUCUUCUAUCAUGCAUUAUUCCAUCAAAUUGUUUCCUCCUCUCUUCUCCCUCUCUAUCCUUUCUCUCAUAUUUUUCUCCCAGCAUGCAUCAUUGCUUCUUUCAAAUUCUUUUCAAUCUAUUUCUUCUUCCUCCUAUUCCUUCUCUCAUAUUUUCUUCUAUCAUGCAUUAUUCCAUCAAAUUGUUUCCAAUCUCUCUCUUCUCUCUCUCUAUCCUUUCUCUCAUAUUUUCUCCCAGCAUGCAUCAUGGCUUCUUUCAAAUUCUUUCCAAUCUAUUUCUUCUUCCUCCCUAUUCUUUCUCUCAUAUUUUUCUUCUAUCAUGCAUUAUUCCAUCAAAUUGUUUCCACUCUCUCUCUUCUCUCUCUCUAUCCUUUCUCUCAUAUGUUUCUCCCAGCAUGCAUCAUGGCUUCUUUCAAAUUCUUUCCAAUCUAUUUCUUCAUCCUCCCUAUUCUUUCUGUCAUAUUUUUCUUCUAUCAUGCAUUAUUCCAUCAAAUUGUUUCCACUCUCUCUCUUCUCCCUCUCUAUCCUUUCUCUCAUAUUUUUCUCCCAGCAUGCAUCAUUGCUUCUUUCAAAUUCUUUCAAUCUAUUUCUUCUUCCUCCCUAUUCCUUCUCUCAUAUUUUCUUCUAUCAUGCAUUAUUCCAUCAAAUUGUUUCCCUCUCUCUCUUCUCUCUCUAUCCUUUCUCUCAUAUUUUUCUCCCAGCAUGCAUCAUUGCUUCUUUCAAAUUCUUUCAAUCUAUUUCUUCUUCCUCCUAUUCCUUCUCUCAUAUUUUUCUUCUAUCAUGCAUUAUUCCAUCAAAUUGUUUCCACUAUCUCUCUUCUCUCUCUCUAUCCUUUCUCUCAUAUUUUUCUACCAGCAUGCAUUAA